AUGGUAUCAUACAAAAGUCUUCUGAUUACCCUUACUGCUUUUGCGGGAGUCUUGGCAUACCCAGCCAACUCGACUUUUGAACUUGUCGAUCGGAGUGGGACACCUAGCUCUACUGGAACCAGUGGUGGAUACUACUACUCUUUUUGGACCGACGGUGGUGCAGCUGUGACUUAUACAAACGGUGCCGGUGGCGAGUAUAAUGUCCAAUGGUCGGGAAGUGGAAACUUUGUUGGGGGGAAGGGUUGGAAUCCUGGAAGUGCCAUGGCGGUUACCUAUAGUGGCACAUACAGUCCAAAUGGCAACAGUUAUCUGUCUCUCUAUGGCUGGACCACGUCACCUCUGAUCGAAUAUUAUAUUGUCGAGAAUUUCGGUACAUAUAAUCCAAGCACUGGAGCUACUUUGAAGGGUACUGUCGUUAGUGAUGGAGCCACAUAUAACAUUUAUCAAACACAACGCGUGAAUGAACCAUCCAUCGUCGGCACUGCCACCUUUUAUCAAUAUUGGUCUGUUCGACAAUCCAAACGAACUGGUGGUACAGUAACAACUGGAAAUCAUUUCAACGCAUGGAAAGCUCUUGGAAUGGAUAUGGGUACUUUUAAUUACAUGAUAGUCGCAACCGAAGGAUACUAUUCUAGUGGGUCAUCCGAUAUAACGGUUGGAAGUUCAAAUGGAGGUGGUAGCACUGUACCCACUACCUCAGCUCCUGCUUCUUCACCUACAUCAUCACCUGGUGGCACCUGCGGUGCUUUAUACAGUCAAUGUGGAGGCACUGGAUUUACGGGCUCUAGUUGUUGUGCAUCCGGAACUUGCAAGUAUGCAAAUUCCUACUAUUCUCAAUGUUUGUGA
Molecule: messenger RNA, 846 nt
Organism: Sclerotinia sclerotiorum 1980 UF-70
Lineage: Eukaryota; Fungi; Ascomycota; Leotiomycetes; Helotiales; Sclerotiniaceae
Exons: 5
Coding region: 1-846 (281 amino acids)
Biological process (GO): xylan catabolic process
Cellular component (GO): extracellular region
Molecular function (GO): cellulose binding; hydrolase activity, hydrolyzing O-glycosyl compounds
Source: RefSeq, a predicted model, not a curated record